Thermothielavioides terrestris NRRL 8126 is the source of this 2394-nucleotide messenger RNA. RefSeq lists its product as uncharacterized. The transcript is spliced from 2 exons. The record is from RefSeq and is a predicted model, not a curated record. Lineage: Eukaryota; Fungi; Ascomycota; Sordariomycetes; Sordariales; Chaetomiaceae. The coding region runs from base 109 to 2358 and encodes 749 amino acids.
GGCGCCAGAAAGGGGAAGAAGGGUGAAAGCGCGCAUUUGGCAUUGGUUAACACUAUCGUUCCCUCGCAACCUCAGAAGGGACCUGGAUCGAAGCAAACCACCGUCACCAUGUGGGACAGGCUCAAAAUCAUGAUUCCGCACCACGCGGAGAGGCAGGUCGACAACCCGCUGGACGACGACAGGUUACAGGUCGGCCUGGGCCUGAGCUACGGAACCCUGAACACGGCCAAGAAGGGAUACAGUUACUCGAUCAAGGGUGGGCCGCCUCCGCCGCGGCCACCGCGAGAAUUUCUCCAGUCGCGUUACGAGACUGCGACAGCUGUGCGGGAGCUGCCGGUUCGCAAUCCCAACCCCAACCCCAAAGGUAUCGCCGUUCGCAAGUCCAGUUUCCGUGCCGCGUCCUCUGUUUACCCGGAGGACUCUCCCCCGCUGGCCCCGAAAUUCGCAGCAAACGUGGCGACCAAGUACGGCUAUCGGUACGGCGGGGGGCUCGAUGGCAUCUCGCCGCCGAGCUCCCCCGAGCCUGACGCCACGGCCGCCAAUCGCUUGCCGCCGGGCGACGUUUCACCGAUUGACGAAGAUGACCGGCCAGUCUAUCCCCGACAUGCGGAUAUCCCGACCACCGAUGCUCUGAGAAAUGAAGGGUCGGACCGCGGGUAUGCGCCAGCACCACGCCAGGGCACCCAGAGCCCUCCGCAGAACCGAGCCGCGACCAGCAUCCCCAUGCUGCGCCGAGAGCGUCGGCGACAAUCCGACGCUGCGGCCCGUGAGGCGCACUCGAGCCAUCGCGGGCCGGCGCCGCAGCAGUCCCGGAAUCCACCCGGCCGUGAAGGGCCCCGGUGGGAUCCACUCACGGGAGAGCGGACAAGCAGCGCCCAGGGCCGGCCUUCCCAAGUCAACCCGGCCGAGUUCGCGCAGAGCCUGGGGUCUGGCCCCGACAAUGGAUGGGCGCCGUCGCAAAAUAGCCCCACCGCUGCCGCUCCGUCCUGGGGCGACCGGGUGCGCAAGAUGGCCAAGAAAGCCUCGGCUGCGAUAGAAGGGAACACGGACCCCGCCGCCGGCGCUUUCACGUCGAACCGCCCCGGCUGGCGUGGGGCGAGCGGACGGAGCGCCAUCGUGGACCCAGUGCACGACACUCGCGAAGUUCCUCCCUUGAAGAUUCCGGAAAAGAGUGCCAGGAGAAACAAGGCCCUUGCGGCCGAGUCCAAGCCCACUGGUAACACCCCGGAUGGUGGCUCCGCCCGCCGCGGCGAGACCCCGCCCAUCAGCCCUCCCCCGUCUGAAACACCGACCAGGUCCGGGCCACUGGACACCAUUAGGAGAAUCCUCCCCUCGUCCCAGUCGCCAUCUGCGAAGCAGACAACCUUCCCGGCCGCUCAGAGAUACCCGAGCCCUCCUCUUUCCGGCCACCCGGCGGCAGCAGAUGCGCCAGCAGUGGCUGCCAGGGAACUUGCACGGAAUAAUCUCUACGGACCGCGCGCUCUCCCGAGCCCAACCUUCCCACCCCCUUCGCCCGAGUCCUCGCAACCGAUCCGCCGGAAGCCGCCUCCGAUGCACACCAACCACCAGCACCAAGCGUCCGUCUCGUCAGUCUACUCCCAGCAGACCGACGCACCGCAGCCCUCUCCAUUGCCAGUCCCGGACACGGCCCGGCCGCCGCCUGCUCCUGUCGAGGAGCCAUACGUGCAGCCGCCCUCCCGCUUCAGCGUCACCACCUACGCGACCAGCAACACGGGCACGACCCGGGACGACAUCGACGACCCUCUCGACGGCAACCAGCCGCCCGUUCCAGCACUACCAGCCGACUUGCAGCAACAACACCCCCUCCAACGCAGGCCUUCAUCAGACCACAGCCCCGUAACCUCUCCGAUCGACCAGUUCAUGACCUCGCCCUUCGCCGAACACACCACCACCACAACCGUGAUGCCCAACCCCGCUGUGGCCCGCGUACAGGCGCAAGCCCAGGCCACGGACCGCCCCGCCUGGCGCGCCAGCGUCUCCGACGUGAACAAGAGCCUGCCGCCGGCGCCGCCGGAGCAGUCGGCCGGCGAGGCGCAGGACCGCGUGGCGCUGCUCGAGGCGCGGCUGCGCGCGCUCGCGAACCGGCGCAUAAACAUCAACCGGUCCAUCACGCAGAUGACGGAGCUGAUGCCGACCGACAAGCUGAUGAACAGCGCCGAGGUGAUGCGCAAGCGCGAGGCCGAGAAGCGCAAGGUCGAGGCCCUGCGCGCCGAGCUCGCCGAGGUCCAGCGCGAGGAGCACGAGCUGGGCCUCAAGCUGCACCGCGCGUACAAGCGGCUUGAUCGCGAGGCCGAGUGGGAGCCUACCACGCUUUGGGUCCGGAGGGUCACCGGGUGAAGAAGGGUUGGAAAGCCGGGGUUGGAACUGCGGAGU